GCCCGCGCCAGCAUAAUGUGCGACUCUGCCACAUUUACGAUGACUUUGCGAAGAUAUAAGAAUACCCUGAAGAUUGAAUAGCGGGAAAGCACGGCGCGCUCUAAUUUUGGCGAAGCUGUUCUCGAACAAUACUAGGUCUCCUGCCGCGUAACCCCUUGCCUGCGCUGGCAACGCGAAGCUCGACACGAGAAGAGGCAAUUUGCGCGACACCAUGACGCUCAAAGACCUGUUGAAGAAGAAGGACAAAAUCAGGGAUGAUGGUGCAAGCCCUGCAUCCCCGACAGGGGCUACCCUUUCUCCCAAUGUCCCAGAGUUCCAGUUCGUUCGCACCACGACGUCGACGCAAGAGACGAUCGAGCCCCCCAGCUUUCCCGGCGACCCCCAGCGCGAUUCUCCUCUCUUGUCACCUGAACCGCGAGGCAAAUUUCCCAGAUUCAGAAGUCGUAGCAAUGCCUCGUCACAGGGCUCCACGUCGGGAGGGGAGUGGCAUCGGUUCCAGCUUGGGCGAAGCAAGUCGAACGCAUCGGCAAACGUACCGGACAAUCUUCCUGAAGUAGGCGGAGAUGGAGUAGCACGAACGGAGGAGGAAGAGGCCAAGUGGGAAAAGAGGGCUACGGUGCUGGUUACAUCAGGGCUGCAACAUGGCUCCCAGCCCAGUACACCAAGCCAUGUGCCCAAGAGUCCAAUGUCACAAGGUCGACCGACGACCCCAAGGCGUCGCAGUACAACCAUUGGCGCUCCAGCGGACGAGGAGACCAUACAGGAGGCUAUUCGACAACACGAGCACGGAGAUCUUGAAGCAUCAACGUCCCUGUUUGGAAAACUUGCUGAUCCCAACGGCGCAAACAAUGCUCUCGCUCAAGUUCUCUACGGCCUCGCCCUGCGCCAUGGUUGGGGUUGUGAAUCCAACCAGGAGCAAGCGGUUCAAUACUUGUCCAUGGCAGCAUCGAACAGUGCUGAAGUUGAGAAACUAGCACUUGGUGCUGGCAUGAAGAAAGGAGGUGCAGCCAAAGGCGAACUUGUGCUGGCCAUGUAUGAGUUGGCCAACUGCUUUCGCAAUGGCUGGGGUAUCAAGAAAGAUCCUAGAGCAGCGAAGCAAUAUUACGAAACAGCUGCAAACCUGGGCGACACGGAUGCGAUGAAUGAGGUAGCCUGGUGCUACAUCGAGGGCUUUGGUACGAAGAAAGACAAGUUCAAAGCGGCUCAAUUCCUGCGCCUCGCGGAAUCCAAGGGUAACAAAACAUUAGGCAACACAUGGAUCUGGAAAGAUAAAUACAAUCCCAAAUAAAGGGCGUUAUAUUGGCGGCGGACCGGGUAUGAUUAUUGUUGUUGCCCACACCCACCCACAACUUCCGUCGGCCCGACUAAGAGGAUUCCUUACCCUCCCUCUCCAUUUGCGGAAAGUCAUGAGAUGAUGUCUUGUGAGUAAGAGUGUGAGAGAAAGAGAGUGGGAGGAGAGAGAGAGAGAGAGAUGGGCGCGCCUCGCGUCGUCUUUCCCGUGGGGAAGCGAAGAUCUUCUGCUAUUUUGUUUUGUUUUGCUUUUUUCUUACUAUGCUCUCGAAUAAUUCCGAUAAUUUCUUUUAUUGAAUUUCUGAGUCUUGUCCUAUCAAACGUUUUUGUCUUUUUUUUUUGCUUUCUACUCGCCCUUGCGUUCCGGGAUGUUAAAUACCGAUGAUGUGCACCUAGU
Messenger RNA from Bipolaris sorokiniana ND90Pr, 1687 nucleotides. RefSeq lists its product as uncharacterized. The coding region runs from base 212 to 1288 and encodes 358 amino acids. NCBI's taxonomy places the organism in Eukaryota, Fungi, Ascomycota, Dothideomycetes, Pleosporales, Pleosporaceae. The record is from RefSeq and is a predicted model, not a curated record. Gene Ontology annotation, molecular function: protein binding. The transcript has 6 exons.